GCGGAAGGUGACCUGCAAGCAUCCUGUCUCGGGCUGUCCCUCACAAGACAACUGCAUCUUUGUCAUCAACGAACAGUCCAGCCCUAAAGCGCCAGCGAAUGAGAAGAAGGAACGCCCACGGAGCACCAUGAGUAGUGAGGCCUCCAACUACACAUGCGGUUCAGACUACGCUACUCACCCCAGUUGCCCCGCAGCGAGACCCUCAAGAUCCUUGAAAAAAAUUCACAACUUUGGGAAGAGAUCUAACUCGAUAAGAAGGAACCCCAAUGCAGCGGUCAUCAAGAGUAACUGGCUUUACAAACAGGACAGCACGGGGAUGAAGCUUUGGAAGAAGAGGUGGUUCGUGCUGUCAGAUAUGUGCCUGUACUACUACAGAGAUGAGAAAGAGGAGGGUAUCCUCGGCAGCAUCCUCCUGCCUAGCUUUCAUAUAUCUAUGCUGUCUGUCGACGACCACAUCAACAGGAAAUAUGCCUUCAAGGCAACACAUCCCAACAUGCGGACGUACUACUUUUGCACAGACGCAGCCAAAGACAUGGAGUCAUGGAUGAAGGUGAUGACAGACGCUGCCCUGGUGCACUCCGAGCCUGUCAAGAGCAGGUUACUAAAAGUAGAACAGUGCGGUCCUCAGGACGUCAGUAACCACGUUACCCAGAAUCACCGACCGGUCCUAACCCGACCAGAGAUCCAGAACAACGAGCGGAACCGAGCCGAGGCUGAGCGGGAACGGGAACGUUACACCGUCACUGCUGUAACCAUGGUAACCUCCACCCCCACCGAGGAGGAGGAGGACAGGAAGCAGUGUGACGCGGAGCGCUACGGGUUCCAGAAGGAAGGGGCGGAGAGAGACCGGCCGCUCACUAAGAUCAACAGCAUCAAGCUACAGCCGGACCAGGCAGCAGCUGUUGCUGCUAACAUCAGAGAUGGAUCCCUACGACAGGCAGACACACCAGACGGGCUCUACAGAGCCCCACAGGUGAAUGGGUCCGGGGACCAGAGCCCAGGGGAGAUGAUGGCCCACCCCCAGCCCCACCAGACCCCCUCCAUCCAGGGCAGCAUGACCCCCACCACCCCUACCCCCCAGUACCCCCAGCAAGAGCCCAGGACCCUGACCAGGACCAGCUCCAUGCAGCAGCUGGAACAGUGGGUCCGCACACAAAGAGUACGCAACCAGGACGACGACACUAGAAGUAUCAUAUCGUACCAGACUUUGCCUAGGAACAUGCCCAGCCAUCGGGCACCACCAGCCAUGCCCCACUACGGGGACCCUGGCUACCGUACCUUACCUAGGAACAGCAUGGCGCGGCCGGACAGUAUCUGCAGCAUGUCCCCCUCCAUAUACGAUGAGGCCCUAGGCAUGGGGCUGGGCCUGGGGAUCUCGCCUGCAGACAAGAGGCGCUCGAUGAGGGACGACACCAUGUGGCAGCUGUAUGAGUGGCAGCAGAGGCAGGGCUACAUUCCCAACCCCAGGCCUAUGUCGUCCACGCCCGGGCCCUACGGGGCCCUGCCCAGCCCCAAGACCAUGAUCAACCUGUCUGAGCACCAGGGUCACAGUCACCACUCUAUCCCCCCCUCGCCUUCCCACGGCUCCUUGUCCAUGUACGGGGGCUACUCGCCCCUCCGCUCCUCCUACAACCACAGCUCCAGUAGGUCAGAGGUGGGCUUGCCUGUAUACCAGGGGGAUGUCACUAUAGACAGGAGACACAGCAGGACAUCACACCUCAACAAGUAUGCCUACCCGCCUGACAGGAGGUCAAUGCCAGCUGGGAUCCCUGUUCAGACCAUCAUUGCCCAGUCUCUGCAAGGCAAAACGAAUGCCAUUUUGUCUCAUCACCUCCAAAGGAACCUCAUGUAUCUGGAUAACCAGAUGAGCCCAGAGGAAUACAGGGAACACUCCUACAUGUGCAGGCCGGAGGAAGUCGACAUUGAUGCCAAGCUGAGCAGGUUGUGUGAACAGGACAGGGUUGUCCGGACGCAGGAGGACAAGCUACAGCAGCUACACAGAGAGAAGCAUACCCUGGAGAUGGCCCUGCUGUCGGCCAGUCAGGAGAUAGAGAUGGGCUUUGAAAACCCAGCCGCUGUACACAGUGUCAUCCAGCAGAGUGAAGUGCUACAGAGUGGCUUGCUCAGUACCUGUAGAGAGCUAUUCAGAGUUAACACUGAGUUGGAGCGGUCAUGGAGGAAUUAUGAGAAGAUGGAGGGAGACGUCUCAUUGGCCAAGAACAACCUGCUGGAGCAACUAGAGGCACUGGGAAGCCCUCAGACGGAGCCCCCCAGCCAGCAGCAUGUCCACAUCCAGAAGGAGCUGUGGAGGAUCCAGGACGUGAUGGAAGCCCUCAGCAAGAACAAGGCCCAGAGGAGCUCAGACACACAGGGAUACUACUGCUCCACGCCCAUCUCCAACCAACACAAGAGUGAGGAGGAGGAGUUGGAAGUGGAGAACCUCUCGGCUCCCCCGCGGCCGCCCCUACCCCAGGCCUACGAGCCCAACCAGCCCAACCUUGCUGCCAUACCCCACCUGCCCUCUCCCGUUACCUCCAGCGGGCGACCGCCACCCCACCGGGGUUCCGAGGAUAGGGACCGGAAGGCCGGCCAGAGAAACGGAACACACAGCGGUCCUGACUACAGGUUGUAUAAGAGUGAACCAGAGCUCACCACUGUAGCCGAGGUGGACGAGACCAACGGAGAGGACAGAUCUGAACAGUCUGACAGAGACCCCUCCAACACCAAAGGAAUGUCGUACCCCGUUGGUAUCGUUCCCCCCAGAACCAAAUCUCCCAUGAUAGCGGAGUCUUCCACCAUCGCCUCCUACGUCACACUGAGGAAGGGCAGGAGGCCAGACCCACGCAUGGUGAAUGAGCGUCCCCGCAGUGCAGUAGACCAGUUGUGUGGUGGGGCUGUGGAGAAGGAGAGUGGCAGGCCCAGGAUGAGUGUAGAGGAACAGCUGGAGAGAAUCAGGAGACACCAACAGGGGGCGCUAAGAGAGAAGAAGAAGGGGCUUCACAUCCUGGGGACCAACAGCCCACAGCAGGGACAGCUAGGCCCGCAGGAGAACACACACAGCCAUCCACACAGUCACAGUAACACACCAACACCCUCACGAAGCCCCUCGUUCACCAAGAAGAACCCAUUCCAUAGCCUGCAGAACUGUCGUCAGCGUGACGAGUUGAUGAGCAGUGACAUCCUGGAGCUGGAGGCGUCACUCAGAGAACAGGAAGUGGUCAGAGAGCAGGAGACGCCUGCCGAGGAGAUAGCACGACUCAAAGAGGCCUCGCACACUGACCACUACAACAUGGACAGAGAGUUGUCAGUCCCUGAGAAGGUGUUGAUUCCAGAGCGUUAUGUAGAGUCAGAUCCAGAGGAGGCUCUCAGCCCAGAGCAGGAGGCUGACAAACAGAAGAAAGUGGACCGCAUUAAAGCCCUCAUCGCCAAAAACAGUAUGCAGAAUGUGCUCUCACCUCCCGGUGUGGUGCUGAGCCCAGAGGAGGAGGCUGAUGAGGAGGCUACAGCUCACGAGCAGGAGAAGAUGAUCAACAUCUCCUAUGAACUGGCUGCUGAGGCUUCCAAACGCAGCAAGCUGGUCGCAGUGCGCAGCUUGUCCUCCUCACCUCCUCCUGAGCUCCAACCGUCCUCAUCUCCACCUCCUAACACACAACCACCACCUCAGCUCACUGAUGGGUCCCACUUCAUGUGUGUGUAAUAGGAGUUGCAUCAAUAAGUGCGUGUAGUAUCGCCCCCCAGGCCCUGGCGUCAAUGAAGACCUACAGGUGAGAGAUGUGACAACAGAGAGAUGAGGAGGCUCCUGUUUGCUGUAAAGAAGACCUCUACACAAGGACAUGAUACACCCAGCACAAAGUGCAGACCAAAAGAACUGUACUGGACAGACAGAUUAAUGGACCACGCCAUGCGCUGGGCCUUACAUGCUGUCUGCUCAAUCUAUGCCUCACUGUGACAUCACAUCCUCCUGUGCCAUGGCGUCACUUCAUGUGAUGUCAUCACCCUUUGACGUCAUCGCCACCACAACCUCCCCCCUCCCUCUCUUCCCCCAUGGGAUCACAACUUUGCAACAAAAAUACAAUAAUAAGACAUUGAUACUGUUGGUUGCUGUUAGAGUAGUUUGUUUGAAUAUGGCUGAUGUGUGUGUCAAGAGUAUAUGGACUGAAACCUGCUGUGAUGAUGAUGUCAUACACACACACACACACACCGUUACGCCAUUGAUUCUUUCAUAGUUUAAGAGUUCGACUGUUCAGCAUUGUUUUAUAACUCUUAUUGCAUUUUAGUUCAUAUUUUAGUUCAUAUUGAGUUUUUAUUCAUUUUAGUUCUGUUUUUAAAAUGUAUUUUUCAUCACACAAAAACAACACUGCAUAGUAAUUCAAUCCCAGUGUACAAACCAUUUCUGUUUUAUACAGUGGGGAAAAAAAGUAUUUAGUCAGCCACCAAUUG
Molecule: messenger RNA, 4440 nt
Organism: Coregonus clupeaformis (lake whitefish)
Lineage: Eukaryota; Metazoa; Chordata; Actinopteri; Salmoniformes; Salmonidae
Product: pleckstrin homology domain-containing family A member 5-like
Exons: 26
Coding region: 128-3697 (1189 amino acids)
Cellular component (GO): cytosol
Molecular function (GO): phosphatidylinositol-3-phosphate binding; phosphatidylinositol-5-phosphate binding; phosphatidylinositol-3,5-bisphosphate binding
Source: RefSeq, a predicted model, not a curated record